Molecule: messenger RNA, 1095 nt
Organism: Lachancea thermotolerans CBS 6340
Lineage: Eukaryota; Fungi; Ascomycota; Saccharomycetes; Saccharomycetales; Saccharomycetaceae
Gene: LEU2
Product: 3-isopropylmalate dehydrogenase
Exons: 1
Coding region: 1-1095 (364 amino acids)
Biological process (GO): L-leucine biosynthetic process
Cellular component (GO): cytosol
Molecular function (GO): magnesium ion binding; NAD binding; 3-isopropylmalate dehydrogenase activity
Source: RefSeq, a predicted model, not a curated record
AUGUCUGCUCCAAAAAAGAUUGUUGUUUUGCCAGGUGACCACGUUGGUCAAGAGAUCACUGAUGAAGCUAUCAAGGUUUUGAAGGCCAUUUCUGAGGUUCGUUCUUCAGUGAAGUUUGAGUUCCAGCAGCAUCUUAUUGGUGGCGCGGCUAUCGACGCCACCGGCGAGCCCCUGCCUGACGCUUCUUUGGAAGCCGCCAAGAAGGCCGAUGCGGUUUUGUUGGGCGCAGUUGGUGGCCCUAAAUGGGGUACUGGCGCAGUCAGACCUGAGCAAGGCCUUCUGAAAAUCCGUAAAGAGUUGCAACUGUACGCCAACUUGAGACCCUGCAACUUCGCCUCAGAGUCUCUGCUGGAUCUUUCUCCAUUGAAGGCUGAGCACGCUCGUGGUACCGACUUUGUUGUCGUGAGAGAGCUAGUCGGUGGUAUUUACUUUGGUGAGAGAAAGGAAGACGAGGGCGAUGGCGUAGCUUGGGACAGUGAAAAGUAUUCUGUCCCAGAGGUCCAAAGAAUCACCAGAAUGGCUGCCUUCUUGGCUUUGCAACACAACCCACCUCUGCCAGUUUGGUCGCUGGACAAGGCCAACGUCCUGGCUUCCUCCAGACUGUGGAGGAAAACUGUGGAGGAAACCAUAAAGAAUGAGUUUCCAACUCUCACUGUGCAGCACCAGUUGAUUGACUCCGCUGCCAUGAUCAUGGUCAAGAACCCAACUCAGCUGAACGGUGUUAUCAUCACCAACAACAUGUUUGGUGACAUCAUCUCUGAUGAAGCAUCAGUCAUUCCUGGAUCUUUGGGUCUUCUUCCAUCUGCCUCUCUGGCUUCUUUGCCUGACACUAACACCGCUUUUGGUCUGUAUGAACCUUGCCAUGGAUCUGCUCCAGACCUGGAAAAGGGCAAGGUCAAUCCGAUCGCUACGAUCUUGUCUGCUGCCAUGAUGCUGGAGUUGUCUCUAGACAUGUUUGAGGAAGGAACAGCCGUUGAGGAAGCUGUGAGAAGAGUCCUCGACUCUGGUAUCAGAACUGGCGACCUAAGAGGUAGCAACUCCACUCAAGAAGUCGGCGAUGCUGUCGCCAAAGCUGUCAAAGAGAUUUUGGCCUAA